Capsella rubella is the source of this 1056-nucleotide messenger RNA. RefSeq lists its product as uncharacterized. Gene Ontology annotation, biological process: root development; shoot system development. Lineage: Eukaryota; Viridiplantae; Streptophyta; Magnoliopsida; Brassicales; Brassicaceae. The record is from RefSeq and is a predicted model, not a curated record.
ACACCUUUGUUAUAAAAAAAAAGAAGCAAAAGUACAAAAGCAUAUUAAAAAGAAAAUGUCGAAUAUGAUCGUCAAGAAUCAACUAAGAUCUAUAAGCUUACCUUCAAGAUCGCAUCCAAGCACGACUGGGAUCGAGGAAGCUCUUCACAAGGUUAAAAAGAUUAACACCACGACCGAUUCGUCGGAAUCAAUCUUGAUGAGCUUGGCGGGUUUGGAGGAGCUCUACAAUUGUACGGAUGAGUUUCUGAAAAUGGGCUUAACGCAAAGGGUUAUGUCGUCGUCUGAUGGAUCCGAGUUUAUGGAGGAGAUGCUUGAUGGUUCGUUGAGGCUAAUGGAUAUAUGCAGCGUCUCGAGGGAUCUCAUGGUGGAGACUCACGAGCAUGUUCGUGAUGUUCAAUCAUGUGUAAGGAGAAAGAAAGUAGCCGGAGGAGGAGACCAACUCGAUGUCUCCGUCUCGGGAUAUGUUGUAUUUAGAAAAAACAUGAGGAAGCUUCUUGGAUCCUUGAAGAACAUUGAUGGAAGAUUAAGUUUAUCGUCAUCACUAAAUAACGGUGAGCAAGAUGAACAUCUUGUCGCGGUUAUGGAUGCGAUGAGAGGAGUAGUUUCCGUUAGCGUCUCGGUGUUGAGGUCGUUCUUGGAGUUCUUGUCGGGACGACAAAGUAACAUCAAGAGCAAGUUGGCUUCGGUACUGAAGAAAAAGAAGGUUCAUCACGAUGAGGGGACCAAGAACGAGUUGGAGAGUUUGGAUUCCGCAAUAUGCUGCUCUCGUGAUGAUCUUCAAAAGAAGCUUGAGGAUGUUGAUAUGAGCAUUGAUAAGUUCGAGAAGAAUCUAGAAGGGUUAUUUCGAAGGUUGAUAAGAACAAGAGCCUAGUCGCUUCUCAACAUAAUCUCUCAUUAGAUGUUAAAUUACGCAUGUAAUGUAACCUUAGGCAGUCGACUUUAAAGAAUUUGCCGGAGGGAUACAUUAUUCACACGCACAUAGGAUUUUGUACACUAGACUAAUUGAUACAUGUAAAGAUAAAUAUAUAGAACAAAAUACAAUAUUGCAUUGAUAAA